This is a messenger RNA of Parnassius mnemosyne (clouded apollo), 729 nucleotides long. The record is from the annotation of a GenBank genome assembly. Lineage: Eukaryota; Metazoa; Arthropoda; Insecta; Lepidoptera; Papilionidae.
AUGAGAGGCUACGUAAUUGCCCUAUUUCUGGUCGCGACAGCGCGGGCGAUGCCUGCGCUGGACCAAGAUGUAAAAGACCAAGGAUUAAUGGGCAGCGUUAUGGGUGUUGUUAAGGAGUGUGUAGAUGGCGACGUGUCCUUGUGCCUUAAGGAGAAAACUUUGAAAUAUGUAGAGUCACUGUCAACAGCACGGGAGAUGGAUUUGGUGGACGGUGUAACUCUUCUCGGUACGGGAUCCCCAAGAUCAGCGCGAGCCUACGAGCCCUUGGCUGAGGAGCCUAAGGCGAGAGAAGCUCAAGUGGAAUCGAGGCUAUUGGAUACGGCUGCUGACUUCUUGGAGAACCAUGUCAUACAAUUUAAACUGCCAUCAUCGGCUAUUGAAGGCAUGAAGCGUUCCUUAGAAGAAGCUCGUGGUAAGAAGAAGAAGAUCAAGCAGCUCAUUCCUCUCUUGGCUAUCGCGAAACUGAAGAUUAUGGCUCUCAUUCCUCUGUUCUUGGCUAUAAUUGCUUUCGCCGCAGCUAAAGCUGUCCUCCUGGCCAAGGUUGCACUCUUAGUUGCCGGUAUCAUUGCCCUGAAGAAACUUUUGGCAAGCAAACACCAUGAAACAAGCUAUGAGGUCGUUGCUCAUCCGCACCAUGAGGAGCAUUUCGCUAGCAGUGGACACGGUUGGGGAAGAUCAAUCGAUGAUGCCCAAAACUUGGCUUACUCCGGCCACAUUAAAUCUGAUUAG